This is a messenger RNA of Prorocentrum cordatum, 1193 nucleotides long. NCBI's taxonomy places the organism in Eukaryota, Dinophyceae, Prorocentrales, Prorocentraceae. The record is from the annotation of a GenBank genome assembly.
GCGCCAGGGCGGGCGCCUGCGAUGCAGACGGCGGGCCCCGGGGCCGUGGCGAGCGAGGCCCUCUCCCCGCCGUCCAAGGCGGUGUCCUGCAGCGCCCCGCACGCUGCGUCUGCGGCGUCCCGGUACGAGCGCUUGGAAUCGAACAUCGGGGAGGGCACCUAUGGCAAGGUGCACAAGGCCAGGGACACCAGAAGCGGCCAGAUCGUGGCGAUCAAGAAGGCCAAGGUGGCGGCCAUGGACAGGGAGGUCGGGGGCAUCGGCUUCACCGCGCUGAGGGAAAUAAAGCUCAUGCAGGCGGUACGGCACCCGCACCUCAUGGCCUGCCUCGAUGUUUUUGCCGACGGUGGUGUCAUUCACCUCGUGAUGGAGUUUAUGGACGGGGACCUGAAGAAGGUCAUCGAGGAUAGCAGCAUUCACCUCGCGGAGGCGCCGCUCCGGGCUGCUAUCUUGCAGGGCUCCGGCACACAGCUCGGCGAAUACCCGGCGCUCGACGGGCUUCUUGCCUCGGCCUCGCCGCGCGGGGUUGGCGGAUUCUGGGCGGUGCUGAGGCUCGCGGGCGCUCGUGCAGCCGUGCGCUUCGCGACCCGGGAGCGGGGCCUGUUCCGGAGGCGUCGAGCCGUGGAGCGCGGGGCUGUCCCUGCCAGGGCGGGCCUUCGCUUUCUGGGCGUGGCCGCGACGCCGGCGCGGGCGCUCCAGGACUGGGAGGGUUCCCUUUUGGUGGGCGGGCGUGGGCUCCGGAUUGAUUUCGACGCCCUUUUGACCAUCGUGUCAGAUGCCCAGAUGCUGCGCGUGGAUUUUGGCCCUCGGUUGAAAGUGCCGCGACAGGUCGGCGCGCUGUCUGUGCGGAUAGGCGCCCGGUCUGCGUGCGGUGGCGCCGCAGAAGAAAGAUUGGUUUGUCGACGAGGGCCGCCCGUGCCCGCGCAGUUCCUCUGGGCGCCGGCGUUCGGCGUCGCGGCCCAGUCGGCGCAGGGCCAGACAUUCGAGCUGGGGGUCGCAGUCGACGUGAAGACUGGAGGGGACAAGUCGCCGCCGGCAAGCUACGCGGCGCUGGCGCGGGUGCUGCGUCGCGAAGACAUGCUCAUAUUCCGUCCCUUUGACAUUGCGCUUGCAGGCGACAAGAGCGCCGGGCGCAAGUGCAUGGUGCGCGCCAGGGGCGCGGGGGGCCCGGACUGCGCGUCGGGCGCGGGGUCGAG